AUGGGCCUGGCAGGAGUUCAGUCUCCGACGCCUUGUAAUUGGUGUAAAUAUCGACGUGUUCAACGUACUACUACGUGGAGAGAAAGUGAUACUGAGGACCCACCAACACAGUCGACUGAAAAGACAUAUAUGUUACAACAAGAUACCAACGAUGAGGAUAAUAAAUCAACAUCGAGUCAAUCCAAACCAGUAAACAGAAAAGGAUUGAAGCAACUACUGGAAAUACGAAAAAGCAGUCAUAUAAGUGGUGACGAAGAGGAAGAAAAAGAUGAUGAUGACUUUUAUCAAGUAACGACAGGCAAAAAACAAACAAAAAAGCCAGCGAAACAGCCGACAAGGACCAAAACUACGAUUAGGUAUGGUGCAGAAGAGAUUGGCAGCGAAAAUUCAAUACCGCCACAAAGUGUAGAAAGCCGACAAGCAGCGGAACUAGAGCGAAAAAUUUUUUUCAAGCAAUGGUCAGCAUUCGACCCGCUCAAGGGUGCUCGUAAACUCGAAGAACAUUUAUAUGAAGCAGGCCGGGCUUAUCCAAAACACGGCUACACUUUUAAACCGUUGUUCGGAACCUAUUUUCAGUGA
Messenger RNA from Didymodactylos carnosus, 579 nucleotides. The record is from the annotation of a GenBank genome assembly. NCBI's taxonomy places the organism in Eukaryota, Metazoa, Rotifera, Eurotatoria, Philodinida, Philodinidae.